AUGUCGUCGUCGCUCUUGCAGGCGUACCCUCAAAUGACGCUGGUGCCCGGGGCAGGCCUCUUUGGCCUGGGUGCGUAUGCGUUCUCGACCAUCGCGCCGCUGUGGGCCUUUGCGUUCUUUGGCCCGCUGAUUCGGCGGUACUGUCCGGACGGCUUCACGCUGGCCGAGUUUGUGCGGCGCCGAUUCGGGUGGCCGAUCGGCAUUUUCAGUGCGCUCGUGUUUCUGGGCUUUAUGUUUUGCUUCAUGAUUGUGGAGCUGAAUACGUACAGUGUCAUUGUGCGGACCAUCCAGCCUGACAUGAACAAGGUGGUGCCGCCGCUGGUGAUUGCGCUGACGACGACGAUUUACACGACGUACGGCGGAUUCAAGGCGUCGCUGUGGACGGACAAUUUUAAUGCGAUUGUCGUCAUUGUCUUUAUCAUCAUUGGCUCGGUCAUGUUCAGCAAGAAGCUGUCGAUCGACAAGGACUUGAUGCACGAGAGUGGCAUGCUGGGCGCGCACCGUCUGGGUGGCGAGCUGUGGUACAUUCUCACGAUCUCGAUCGUCUUUUCACAGAUGUUCAACCAGGGCUUUUGGCAGCGGGCCUUUGCGUCGCGCACGAACGGCGGCCUGUACCUGAGUGUGGCUUUGGCGACGCUGCCGCUGUUUGCGAUUGUGUUCCUGGUCGGCAUGGCGGGCCCGCUGGCGUACUGGUCGCACGCGCAGCCGCCGAUCAACACGAGCGAUGCGGAUGCGUACGACGACGGCUCGAAUGCUCUGUUUCGUGCGUUGCUGUACAUGCCCAAGUGGGUGCAUGGCCUGGUCCUGGUGUUGACGGGUGUGCUGUCGUCGAGUGCGUACGAUACGUUUCAGUCGGCUAUGAUCAGUGUGAUUGAGAGCGACUUGCUGCUGAGCCGCGUCAACAUUUGGUGGUGCCGCCUCUUUCUCAUUGCGCUCAAUGUGCCGUGUGUCGCGCUUGCCGUGAUUGACAUUGACAUUCUGCAGGUGUUUCUCGUGGCCGACCUGGCGGGCUUGGCCGUGAUUCCGUCCGUGUUUUUGGGUCUGUCGCGCCGCCUGGCUGUGCUGAAUGGCUUCGAUCUCGUCGUGGGCGGAUGCGGCGGCUUUUUGACCGUGUUUGUGUUUGGCACAAUUUACUACCACGGCGAUGCGAUCGAGGGCGGCAGCCUGAUUGGGCUCCCGAAUGGCCUGUAUGGCGACCCUGACGACUACAGCGUCAUUGGGGCGUUUCUCGCGGCGCCGCUGGGCAGUAUGGGCUUCACGCUGGGGUCGUGUGCGACGCGGAUCUGUCUCGGCUGGCUGUAUGCGCGUGCGACGAACCAGCCGUUCACGAUGCUCGAUCGGCAGCAGAUCGACAUCCAGGACUGUGUGACCGAUGCCGAUCGGACCGGCGCGUUCAUGGGCAAGGUAAGCAAUCCGCUGGACGGACACCGUCUCGAGGACGGGCCGGACAAGGACUUUGACAUGCGCAUGCAUGCGGCGGAGCCGCACUUGAUUUCGCACGUCUUGCACCGCGUCGGCUUUGGCAAGGACAGCAGCCACAGCAGCGACGCGUCCGACAAGCACUCGGACGUUGACGUCGAGCACACGAUAGAAGAUAGGGUAUCAUGA
This is a messenger RNA of Malassezia restricta, 1608 nucleotides long. RefSeq lists its product as uncharacterized. Gene Ontology annotation, cellular component: membrane. Gene Ontology annotation, molecular function: transmembrane transporter activity. Lineage: Eukaryota; Fungi; Basidiomycota; Malasseziomycetes; Malasseziales; Malasseziaceae. The transcript has a single exon. The record is from RefSeq and is a predicted model, not a curated record. Gene Ontology annotation, biological process: transmembrane transport. Bases 1 to 1608 code for a protein of 535 amino acids.